Molecule: messenger RNA, 2097 nt
Organism: Fundulus heteroclitus (mummichog)
Lineage: Eukaryota; Metazoa; Chordata; Actinopteri; Cyprinodontiformes; Fundulidae
Gene: atg14
Product: autophagy related 14
Exons: 11
Coding region: 220-1746 (508 amino acids)
Biological process (GO): autophagosome assembly; cellular response to starvation; mitophagy
Cellular component (GO): phosphatidylinositol 3-kinase complex, class III; extrinsic component of omegasome membrane; autophagosome
Source: RefSeq, a predicted model, not a curated record
UGUUUAAGAGCGUCCCACAAAGCAGACGACGAAGAAGAAAAGCAAAACAAAAACAUUUGCUGCGUGGCCCCACGGUUACUUCGGGACCCACGAAGGCUGUUUGUGAACAUGUGACGUGGGUGACGGUGGAAAGGCAGAACGUCAAAGGGAACUCCGGGGAGAAAUCCGAGCUCCGUAGCCGUGACACUGUAGUUUAGCCUCGCUUAGCGGUCCCCGUCCAUGACUUGCCCGGCUGGUCUUCCGCUGCUCGGCCCCGGCCGGGCUGCUUCAUCCUCUCUGUCGCCCGCUGCGGCUAAGCCUCCUCUUCCUCGCCAGCAGCUCUGCUCGGCCGCCUCCACGCCGGGCUGUGUGAUGGUGGAGUCUGUGGACGAAGCGGAGGGUCUGUACGUGGCGGUGGAGCGCUGCCCUCUGUGCACCACGUCCCGCCGCAGGCUCACCUGUGCCCGCUGCGUCCAGGCCGGAGACUUCGUGUUCUUCGACGGGAGGAACAGCGAAAGAUACUCUGAGAAGUUGGGGAGGCUAAAGAAGCUCAAAGAGGAGAAGGAAAAACUGCAGGAGAGAGUCCUACAUGCGAUGGGCAGGAGGCUGCAGGCUGAUGAGAUGAAAUGGAAAAUCAUGCUGUUUAAGGUGAAGAUUGAGCAGCUGAAGGAGGCCGUUGCCUGGGGCAACAAGGAGGUGAAGAGCGAUCGGGAGCUCCUCCUCCGCUCUCAGGAGGAGGCGCAGCGGCUGCAGCGCCGUGCAGGACGGCACCAGGAGAAAAGGGACAAAAUUGAGCGGCACAACCGGCGUCUGGGGGAGCUGUUGGAGAAGCGCAGCCGGGAGCACCAGAGCAAACUGGGUCAGCUGGCGGCUCUGAGACGAGAGCACAUCGUGGAGCUCACCACGCACAUUUUCCCCAUGCAAGAGGAGAAGCAAGGCAGCAGAGACCCGGCUGAUGUGGCAGCAGACUGCGACCCCGCUCUGACCUCCAGCACGGUGACGGAGCUGGCGGAGGCCCGGAGAACCACCUACCUGUCCGGGCGCUGGAUCUGGGACGACCAGAACGGAGAGACCAGCAUCAGCAUCACGGGGGCGCCGGUUGCUUUGCCCAGCAACGGAGACUGCUCCGCCUACUACAGCUGGGUGGAGGAGAAGAGCACCAGCCCAGGCCCAGAGCUGGACCACAUUAACCCAGCUCACACCAUCAGUGCUGCGCUGUGCUACGCCACCCAGCUCGUCACCAUCCUCUCCCACAUCCUGGACGUCAACCUGCCCAAGAAGCUCUGCAACAGCGAGUUCUGCGGCGAGAAUCUCAACCGGCAUCGCUUCACCAGAUCUCUAAACAAGCUCAACACCAACACCCUCCACCUCUGCUUCUCACAGCAUGUCGACAGUGAAAAGCUUCACCCUCAUCACACUCUCAGGAACAUCAUGUUUCUGGUUGCCCCUGACAACGACAACCUGGGCAGGACCGGUCCGUUUGAAGUGACCUCUGACCUGGAGGAGUCCAUGGAGUUUGUUGAACCAGAAGCAUCAGGACCGACUGAGGAGAGUGGAGAUGAAGCGGUGACGGAUGAGGAGACGGACCUGGGAACGGACUGGGAGACAGUGCCCAGUCCCCGGUUCUGUGACAUCCCCUCUCAGUCCAUGGAUCUUUCCCAGAGUGCUCUGCAGGUUUCCCAGCCGUCAGGGAACCCUGGAGGGAUGAUCUCAUCUGCCGCUGCCUCGGUCACUUCCUGGUUUCGAGCUUACACUGGCCAGCGUUGAUCCAACACCGCCAUGUGAGAAUCUGGACCGGGGUCAGAUCAGACCGGAGUUCCGACAUCAGCAAAAACAGACUUUGGAUUGUUUUUAUCAAUAAGGCUUUUUUUUUUUGUCUACUGUUGUAUUAUAAUCAGAAUGAAAGAUCUCGCUUAAUAUAUGAGACUGAUCAGUUGCUCAGCAGCUUUAAAUAGAGCGUUUUGAUGACAGGAGCUGUUCACCAACAUGUUGAAAUGCUUCAGUUCUUGUUAUUGAUGCUAUGAGCAGGUGUCUAUGAUGGUUAUCCUGGUUCAUUUGGAUCAUGUCACAAUCUGUUCUUGGCUUCAAUAAAAUAAAAUGUUUUGUUUUUCUUCUGGA